Paramecium tetraurelia is the source of this 1026-nucleotide messenger RNA. RefSeq lists its product as uncharacterized. The record is from RefSeq and is a predicted model, not a curated record. The transcript has 5 exons. NCBI's taxonomy places the organism in Eukaryota, Ciliophora, Oligohymenophorea, Peniculida, Parameciidae.
AUGUGUUUGCCAAUAUGUGGAAAUAUGAUGAUUUAAGGAGAUGAAUAAUGUGAUGAUGGCAAUGAUACUAUUUAUGAUGGAGUCAUCAUUGUAAAUUUAUUUGUGAUUUUAAUUGUAUCAAUUGUAAAUGGAUGGCAUUUAGAUGAUUUUAAUAAUUGCCAACAUAUUUGUGGGGAUGGAAUUAUAACUAAACAUUAUGAGGAAUAUAACUUAAAUCCAUUUGAUUUAUGUGAUAAAUGUAUUAUAGGAUGUUUAGAACAUUGUAUUAGAUGUGAAAAUGGAUUAUGUUACUUUAAUUGCUUACCUAUUUGUGAUGAUUUUACGAUAUUUGGUAAUGAAUAAAGUAAAGACUCGCAUUAAUAAGGUAAUUAGUUAAUGUUAACAAUGCAAAUUUAAAUGAAAUAGUAAUUGCGAAAUUUGUGCUUUAAGCCUGAAUGUCUCAAAUGUGAAUAAGGUGCGAAGAAAAGUGUGGAGAUGAAUUCAUAGCAGGUGAUGAAUAAUGUGAUGAUUACCUACAAUCUAUAACAAAUAUAAUUGUGGAAGUGGAUGUAUAUCUGUAAUUAUGGUAUUUGUGAACGAUGUUAAAGUGGAUACUUUGGAGAAUAAUAUCAUUGCAAAUCUAUUUGUGGAGAUAAAAUUAUUGUUCAUCCAGAAGUUUGUGAUGAUGCUAAUUUAGAACCCUAUGAUGGAUGUCAGUUUGUUAGUAUUCCAGUCUUCCAUAAUGUCUAACAUGUACAUUGGGAGUUUGCACUGAAAUGGGAGAAUCAGAUUUAGAUGAUGAAUAAUAUUAAGAUGAAAUUCCAAUUAGUUGUUCUGAUUAUUGUAACAUCUGUUAAGAUCAAGAUGUUUGUCUAGUGUGCUAACAAUAUUUUUAAUUAAGUAAUUCAUUUUAUAUUCCUAUUUGUGGUGAUGGAGUUAUCAUUCCUAGCCUUGAACAAUGUGAAGAUGGAAAUGAUAUACCAUAUUAUGGUUGCUAUUAAUGCUAGCGUUAAUGUUCUUACGGCUGUAUUGAAUGUGAAGAAAUGA